UUUUUUGAUUUUCCCAGCGUUUUCACCAACAGUGAACCAAAAAGCAAACCCUCCUUUUCUUUAUCUAUUCCUGCAGUCUUUUUGUCAUUCUCUCUCACUCACAAACUCUCGUCACUUCUUCCAGGUUUUCAUCUCAGCUACUGGAGAUUUGAGGUUCUUCCGUGGCUGACGUACUACACCCACAAGAAUUGGUGGAGGCAAAGAUUUUUCAAGAUUUAAUCGCGUGCCAUAACAUUUUUUGGGAUCCAUGAUUGCUUGGUGUUUAUAUAGUUUUCUAGGGUUACGGUUUUAUCCGAAUUGAAAUCCCCUGUAGUGGUUUUGUACUUUUUUUUUUUUGGGUCAUGUUUGGAAGGAACUGAUUCCCAAUUGUUCUGUAAUUUUUUCUCUUAUAUUUUUAUGGUCAAGGUACACAGCUUUGAAUGUUCCCCCGAUACUGUAUAAUCAAAAAUCAUCUCAUUGUUAGUGUUUUUCCCCCCUUUUCAUCUUGUCCAUCUAUUUAUGUUUCUGGGAAAGAGACGGUGAUAAACCAUCUAUAACUGAUAAUUCCCUAUCAUUGACGCAAAAUAUAUGCUAUAAUAAACAAAAAUAGUAUCAAUUUAUUCAUGGGGAGUCCCAUAUUGAGCAAUCGCAGCAACGCGCAACCGCGAUUAGGCAUUACUGAACCCAUUUCAUUGGGUGGGCCAACUGAUUGCGAUGUCAUCAAGACCCGUGAACUCGAGAAGUAUUUGCAAGACGCGGGACUUUAUGAGAGUCAGGAGGAGGCUGUGAGCAGGGAAGAAGUGCUUGGCAGGCUAGACCAGAUUGUGAAGAUUUGGGUUAAAGCCAUUAGCCGUGCAAAGGGACUCAAUGAGCAACUGGUGCAAGAAGCAAAUGCCAAGAUCUUUACUUUUGGCUCCUAUCGGUUAGGGGUGCAUGGUCCUGGAGCAGAUAUAGACACUCUUUGUGUGGGCCCUAGACAUGCAAGCAGAGAGGAAGAUUUUUUUGGUGAGCUGCAAAAUAUGCUAUCUGAGAUGCCAGAAGUAACAGAAUUGCACCCUGUGCCUGAUGCACAUGUUCCAGUGAUGAAAUUCAAGUUGAAUGGUGUUUCCAUAGAUCUCCUUUAUGCAAAAUUAUCUUUGUGGGUUGUUCCAGAAGAUUUAGAUAUAUCACAGGAUUCAAUAUUACAAAAUGCAGAUGAGCAAACUGUUCGUAGUCUUAAUGGUUGUCGGGUUACUGAUCAAAUUUUGCGUUUGGUUCCAAAUAUUCAGAAUUUUCGAACGACAUUAAGAUGUAUGAGAUUUUGGGCAAAGCGCCGAGGUGUUUAUUCAAAUGUUUCAGGUUUUCUUGGUGGUAUAAAUUGGGCAUUGCUUGUUGCUCGAAUAUGCCAGCUUUAUCCCAAUGCCCUCCCUAAUAUGUUAGUAUCUCGAUUUUUCCGGGUAUACACUCAGUGGCGUUGGCCAAAUCCAGUAAUGCUUUGCAAUAUUGAAGAAGGAUCUCUUGGACUUCAAGUUUGGGAUCCUAGAAAAUAUCCCAAGGAUAGAUAUCAUCUAAUGCCGAUAAUUACCCCUGCUUAUCCUUGUAUGAACUCCAGUUACAAUGUGUCAUCAAGUACUUUGCGCAUUAUGUCAGAGGAAUUUCAAAGGGGAAGUGAAAUAUGUGAGGCUAUGGAGGCAAGCAAGGCUGAUUGGGAUACCCUUUUUGAGCCUUAUCCCUUUUUUGAAGCUUAUAAGAAUUAUCUACAGAUAGACAUUAGUGCAGAGAAUGCUGAUGAUCUUAGAAAAUGGAAAGGUUGGGUUGAGUCUCGCCUUCGUCAACUGACGUUAAAGAUUGAGAGGCACACAUAUGGGAUGCUUCAGUGCCAUCCACAUCCUGGUGAUUUUCCAGACAAAUCCAGACCUUUCCACCGUAGUUACUUCAUGGGUCUGCAACGUAAGCAAGGAGUUCCAGUUAAGGAAGGUGAACAAUUUGAUAUAAGGAUAACUGUUGAAGAAUUUAAGCACUCUGUCAACGUGUACAAUUUAUGGAAACCUGGAAUGGAAAUUCAUGUAUCCCAUGUGAAGCGUCGGACUUUACCUACCUUUGUAUUUCCUGGUGGUGCUCGCCCUUCCCGCCCAACUAAAGUAACUUGGGAUAGCAAGCGGAGUUCAGAAUUGAAGGUCUCUGGCCAUAUUCAGGAAAAAUGUCCUGAAGGUAGGGCAGUUGCAUGCGGAACAGAUGAUGAAAAAAAGAGAAAGCGAGCAGACGAUGAGUUUGAUGAUAACUUGAGAAUUUCCAAAUCCGUGGCAUCUUUACCUUCUUCCAGUAGGGAACUUCAUGAGGAUAUAACUAUUAGCACUGCCAAUUCUUGUUCUAUAAAACACAACUCAGAGGCCAAUGUUAUUGGGGGACAAAAGGGUGAGAAAUCUGAUUUGAAUUUUCCAGAGGAGAUAUCAUCUGAGAAGAGUGAGAUUAAUGGUUCAGGAAGAGACAAUGUACAAGUCAACCCUAUACAUGCUGCUUCUGAUAUGUCAAAUUCUAAAGAAGCAGAAAAGCUGGCAAUUGAGAAGAUUAUGUCUGGUCCAUAUGAUGCACACCAAGCCUUUUCAGAAGAACCAGAUGAGCUUGAAGAUGAUCUUGAGUAUAAAAAUCAAGUGAAAGGGGAUGGGGGAGACGGGAAAAGUAGCUUAGACUCUUUAAACGUGAAGGCUGUAGUGGCAACUGAGCCAGUUAUUUCAAGCGAGGAAAUGAUUCAUUCGACUCAUUUACGAUCUGGUGGGGGCUUGGAUGAACUUGAGCCUGUUGAGCUGACAGCGCCGUCAGUAAGUGGGGCUCCAGCGCCUGUGCCCCAAAAGAAGUCUCUGAUUAGUUCUUAGGUUUAACUUCACCUCCUUGGCCAAAGCUGCGGACAAAAGUUCUUAGAUACGUCUAAAGUUUAGCUGCAGAUGAGCCGGGCGGACGGGGAAUGACUUUCAGCGAUCCUUUAAUAUAUAUAGCUUAUUUGUUUCUUCUAUAAUAAUGCUGAUGCUGUAAAACUAAUUGAGCUGGAAAAGCCGCAAAUUUGUACUUAUUGUGACAUUAGAAUUGAAAUUGAUGUCGGCUUUCACCAGGAGAGAAACACGUCCUUGACAUGUUAUCUGAAAUGCUUACUUUCCAUCGUCCCGUAUUAAUGGGCUCAUAAUUGCAAAUUUGUUAUUCUUUUCA
This is a messenger RNA of Prosopis cineraria, 3159 nucleotides long. RefSeq names its product nuclear poly(A) polymerase 1-like. The record is from RefSeq and is a predicted model, not a curated record. Lineage: Eukaryota; Viridiplantae; Streptophyta; Magnoliopsida; Fabales; Fabaceae. Gene Ontology annotation, molecular function: RNA binding; poly(A) RNA polymerase activity. Gene Ontology annotation, cellular component: nucleus. The coding region runs from base 603 to 2831 and encodes 742 amino acids. The transcript is spliced from 12 exons.